GAGAUGCACACAGAGGAAAAAGAACGAGAGAGAGAGAGAGGGAGGGAGAGCUUUUAAGGGAUUUGGCAGUGAUUUGUAGACUCUCACUGCUGUAAUGUUGUGCUGUUUCCUCCACUUUUCUCUGAUUCUGCAAUGAUACUAUAAACUAAAGCUUCAAAAGUCAGUCUUUUCAUUUAGUCUUCAUAUAUCACAACUACUUUUUUUAUUUUUUUUUUAGACAGUUGUUUUCUGUGUGGUGGUUAUUUUUGAGAGUGCACAGCGGCGGUCUGAGAUGAUAGGGGAUUUACUUUUGGCGAGGAGAGGAGAGCCUCUAGAUAUAUAAUCACAUUUCGGACCAUGGAUGGAGGCCUGUUUGGAAGAGCUCAUGUGAUGGAUAAAAUCAAGACUGGUCAAUGAAGAAUGGGCAGGUGUCAGACGUAGAGGGAGUGGCCUGGUGCUGUCAGUACCUCUGCCGGUCAUCAUCAUGACAUCAGAGGCCCGCUCAUCCCAUCAGUGCUGCCGGCUCACUUCACCUUUCAGGUACCAAACAUGGCUUCAGCUGAUGUGGGCGCUGUUGGUGGGUAUCAGCCCAAGCUCAGGGGCCCAGCAGGGCACCCAGCCACAGUCCAUCAAAAUCGAGGGCGACAUCACCUUGGGCGGGCUGUUCCCAGUGCACUCUCGGGGACCUGCUGGGGUGCCCUGUGGGGAGGUCAAGAAAGAAAAGGGGAUCCAUCGAUUGGAGGCCAUGUUGUACGCCUUGGACCAGAUCAAUAGUGACCCGGACCUGCUGCCUAACAUCACUCUGGGGGCCCGGAUCCUUGACACCUGCUCCAGAGACACCUACGCCCUGGAGCAGUCGCUCACCUUUGUCCAGGCACUCAUCCAGAAGGACACCUCAGAUGUGCGCUGCUCAAACGGAGAGCCUCCCAUCAUCCCCAAACCGGAGAGGGUGGUUGGGGUGAUUGGGGCGUCUGGCAGUUCGGUGUCCAUCAUGGUGGCCAAUGUGCUCAGAUUGUUUGCGAUUCCCCAGAUCAGCUAUGCCUCCACUGCCCCGGAGCUGAGCGACAACAGCCGCUAUGAAUUCUUCUCCCGUGUGGUGCCUCCUGAUUCCUACCAGGCCCAGGCUAUGGUGGACAUAGUCAAAGCCAUGGGCUGGAACUACGUCUCCACGCUGGCAUCUGAGGGCAACUACGGAGAGAGCGGUGUCGACGCCUUUCUCCAGAUAUCCAGAGAAGCAGGGGGGCUGUGUAUCGCACAGUCCAUAAAGAUUCCCAGAGAGCCCAGACCCGGGGAGUUUGAGAAGAUCAUCAAGAGAUUGAUGGAGACCUCUAAUGCUCGUGGGGUCAUCAUCUUUGCCAACGAGGACGAUAUCAAACGGGUGUUACAGUCUGCCAAAAAGGCCAACUUGACAGGCCACUUCCUGUUUGUUGGCUCCGACAGUUGGGGGGCCAAAAGCUCCCCCAUUCAAGACCAGGAGGACGUGGCUGAGGGUGCUGUCACCAUCCUGCCCAAAAGAGCCUCUAUUGAUGGGUUCGACCAGUACUUCACUUCAAGAUCUCUGGAAAACAACAGAAGAAACAUCUGGUUUGCAGAAUUCUGGGAGGACGACUUCAAGUGUAAACUAACCCGCCCUGGUGUAAAGUAUGAACUUGGUAGAAGAAAAUGUACAGGUGAGGAGAGGAUCAGUCAGCACUCUCAGUACGAACAGGAGGGCAAGGUGCAGUUUGUGAUUGAUGCUGUGUACGCUAUGGCCCACGCUUUACACAGCAUGCACAUGGACCUGUGUCCUGGCUACAUGGGUGUCUGUGAGAAGAUGGACCCCGUGGAAGGACGGAAUCUGCUCCAAUACAUUCGCUCAGUCAACUUCAAUGGCAGCGCAGGAACUGGAGUGAUGUUCAAUGAGAACGGAGACGCUCCUGGUCGUUACGACAUCUUCCAGUACCAACUGUCUAAUGUCAGCAACCCCGGCUACAAGGUUAUCGGCCAGUGGACAAACCACCUCCGCCUCAAUUCGGAGGAGAUGCAGUGGUCAGGUGGUGACCGUAAGAUCCCGGAGUCGGUGUGCAGUUUUCCCUGUGAGUCUGGAGAGAGAAAAAAGAUGGUGAAGGGCGUUCCCUGCUGCUGGCACUGCGAGCUCUGUGAUGGCUACCAGUACCUGCUGGAUGAGUUCAGCUGCGACAUGUGCCCAUUCGACAUGAGGCCCUUAAAGAACCGCACAGGCUGCCGGCCCACACCCAUCAUCAAGCUGGAGUGGAGUUCUCCCUGGGCCAUCAUCCCAGUCUUCCUGGCCAUCCUGGGCAUCCUGGCCACCAGUGGAGUCAUCAUCACCUUCAUCCGCUUCAACGACACGCCCAUUGUUCGAGCCUCAGGCAGAGAGCUCAGCUAUGUGUUGCUGACGGGCAUCUUCCUCAUCUACUUCAUCACCUUCCUCAUGAUAGCCGAGCCCAGCAUAGCCGUAUGCGCCUUUCGCAGGCUGCUGCUGGGGCUCGGCAUGUGCAUCAGCUACUCCGCCAUGCUCACCAAGACCAAUCGGAUCUACCGAAUCUUCGAACAGGGCAAGAAGUCGGUCACGCCCCCCAAAUUCAUCAGUCCCACCUCUCAGCUGAUUAUCACUUUUAUACUCAUCUCAGUGCAGUUACUUGGGGUGUUCAUCUGGUUUGGUGUGAUGCCUCCGCACACCAUCAUCGACUAUGAGGAGCAGAAGCCCCCAAACCCAGAGUUCGCCCGUGGGGUCCUCAAGUGUGACAUGUCCGACCUGUCCCUUAUCUUGUGUCUGAGCUACAGUAUCGUACUGAUGAUCACCUGCACUGUGUACGCUAUCAAGAGCAGAGGAGUUCCUGAGACCUUCAACGAAGCCAAACCAAUUGGCUUCACCAUGUACACGACCUGCAUCAUCUGGCUGGCCUUUGUACCAAUCUUCUUUGGCACUGCACAGUCUACAGAGAAGAUGUUCAUCCAGACCACCACCCUGACAGUGUCCAUGAGCCUGAGUGCCACCGUGUCCCUGGGCAUGCUCUACAUCCCUAAGGUCUACGUCAUAAUCUUCCACCCGGAGCAGAACGUCCAGAAGAGAAAGCGCAGCUUCAAAGCUGUGGUGCAGGCAGCCACUGUGUCCACGCACCUGUCCCAGAAGUCCAACGACAAACAGAACGGAGAGUCCAAGAUUGAGCCAGACAGAUCACAGUGAAACAAAUGAAACUGGGUCCAUGUUUCUAUCACCUAAUAUCUCAAGCACAGACUGAGAUAGCUGCUGAAAAAUCAGCAUUUUUUCCUAGUUUUGGCCGGAUUAUUUUUCUUCUUCUCCCCUUUACUAUGGAUUGAAGAACAGUGAAGACAUCCCUGGAUGUUAUUUCUUUUCACACUUAUUUAGAGAACUCAGAUCUACUGAACCUGGAAUGAAACACAGAAGGAAAUAGAAAAUGCUCACACUUAAAAUUAACAACUUUUUAGUACACUUUAAGAAGAACUGAAAGGACACUGACGUAAGGUUUGUUCUUCUUUUGUAUCAACAUCCACAUAUACACCUCAGCUGGAUGAGGAGGUAUUGUUAGUUUUAACUUUCCCUGGGAAAUACUGAUUAGGAAAAAAUACUUUUAAAUGGCGACCUUUACCCUACAGGAAGAUGUACAUGUAUGUGGAAUCCCUCGGGGUCAACAAAGCAUUGUUAACUGGCUCCAAAAGCACUGCAUGGAUUGUGUGUUUUAUGUGUACAUGAGUGUUUUGAAAUAUUGUUCAUAAGGGGUGUCGUGACUUUUUCUUCUGAUUGCACUGGAAGGAACCAGUUCUUAAAAUGCACCACCAUGUCCUGUUACUAUUUCUGAUGAAGUCCCCUGGGGAUGUAUAAUUAACCACUUUACUAUAAUCACUCACAGCAGAAUCAUUCAAUGUCCAAUCACUAAUGCAACAAAGCAUUUUAUUUAAAGUAGUGUUGUAUAUGUAUUAAGGUACAAUCUGGCUUUCAUUGUGGAAGCUGUAGAUCCAUGCGUGCAAACAGGAUACAAGUGAUUACGAGCAGGAUAUUUAUCUUCUACCUGGUACUUUUACUUCUCCGCAGUGGAAAACAAUGUUUGGCAUUUCCCUAUAUUGUUUGUCAAAAUAUCAAGCAAUCUCCUCGAACGUCAGCCGGUAAGGCAACAUGCCAAAGUCAUGGGCAAGCUACUGUUUUUUUCAUGCAUGGGAGCCCUGUCAAAAAGCCCAGUGCAUAGAAAUAGAAUGACAGUAGAAUGGACAUUAACAUUGAAAUCAACAUCGCAAGAUGGUCAAGGACGUUAAAAAUAGAAGUCAUGGUGUCAUAUCAUGUCAUACCAAAUGGGUACAACACGUGCGCGGUGAAAUCUGGUCUGCACUUGCUGAAUAGCUCAACAUGGGGAUGAUUGAUUCAGCUCAUUGAAGUGUCCGCAGUCAGCCUUGGGUUGGAAUAUAUUUGAACGAAAAAUAAAGAUAUGGGUGAGAAUUACAAUUCUAUAAUUAUUGAAAAAGUCAAUCAUAAAAGACCAUAAUCAAAUACUUUCAUGCAAACCUUAUAUUGUAUUUGGGCUGCCAUUGAAUUGAGUGUAACCAAAAGUUCAUCAGGCUGAGCGCACCCAAAGAGCACCUGAGCAGACACUGUCCCUUUAUUUCUAGUGCUGUCUGCUGUAGCCCUCCAACAUCAUGGGUCUAGUUACACUGUGCAUGUGUCAUACUCCAUAGCUCCCAUGGGGUCAAAGAGCGUGUCCCAGAAUUCACUAAAUAGCCCUGAGGAUGGUCAGAGUGGUGGCUAUUUUUAUGUGGAUGCAUUGCCAUUGCAAAUUGCAGUGGGUUACCUUCUAUAUAAACUUCCUUAUGCGCAAACUCACUUGCAGCAAUUUCUGAGCUCUCUUAUGAGGUUUGCAGUAAGGACCAAAUGAACAGUUGAGUACAUUUUCAAAUAUGCAAUCCGUCACUUAACCAUGACUCAACUCCGUAACUGCUAUUUCCCCGUUUCUUUUGUUGCCAUUGACUGCAUGACUGUUGAAACAAUAUGUACUGUAGCUGCCUCAAAAGUACGAGAAAAAGACGCUGCUCAGUGGACAGCUGGGUGGUAGAAUGAGACCCUGGGGAAAACAUCGUGCAAAUCAGCAUAUUAUCUCAUCUAACUCAGUGAAUUAGAUGAGAUGACUAAGGUGGUUUUGGUGAAUUUUAUUUUGCUUUUGUCGAGUUUGAAUGAAGUGUGUUCCACGAAGAGUUAACAAUGACGUUAAGCUAAUGUUUAGUUCGCUGAAAGAGAAAAACUUGGAUUGGUGUACGAAUUUAUUUUCCUGUUUAGUGAUGAAAAAUAGGUAUAAGAAGAAUAGGCCAAAACAGAGUUCUCAAGUGAGUGUGACGCACUGACGUGUGUCUUCUCAAUAAAAACUAACAUCAAUCACA
This is a messenger RNA of Epinephelus lanceolatus (giant grouper), 5364 nucleotides long. It is a transcript of the gene grm6b, whose product is annotated as glutamate receptor, metabotropic 6b. The record is from RefSeq and is a predicted model, not a curated record. Gene Ontology annotation, molecular function: G protein-coupled receptor activity. Gene Ontology annotation, biological process: G protein-coupled receptor signaling pathway. Lineage: Eukaryota; Metazoa; Chordata; Actinopteri; Perciformes; Serranidae. Gene Ontology annotation, cellular component: membrane.